UAUCCUCCAAUCAGAGCGCGGUGUCACUCAGCGCUGUCCAAUGAGGACGGAGAUCCUGCAGGUGGUUGCGAUGUUAUCAGUAGAGCGCCGCUUCCCUCCCCGCAGAGAGCGACUCAAUUUACGGAAAGGAGAGGAGACUCUUUAAUGGUUCCCAUCAAAGACGCCGAAAAAACACCACCGACUCCGGCCAGGACUCCUGCGGCGGACGGCGACCCAAACAAGCACGGAGAGACGCGUUCAGGGUGGAGGAGGGGGGCUAUUCACCAGGGUCCCAACUUCCCGGGAGAGCAGAAGUUUUAACCCCCGGCAUCCAGGAUACUUCUGGGGGGGAAGAGGCGAGCAGCAGCGCGGCGCUUUUAUUUCCUCCGCAGCGAGCUGGGCGCUCCAUGCUUACAAAUGUUAGCGGUCGGGCAGAUGGACGGUAACCGGCAGAGCGCGUUCGUUCUGGGCAGCACCCCGCUGGCGGCGCUGCACAACAUGACCGAGAUGAAGACGUCGCUGUUCCCCUACGCGCUGCAGCAGAGCCCGGCGGGCUUCAAGGCGCCGUCGCUGUCCAACCUCAGCUCGCAGAUCUCCGGGGGGACCCCGCACGGAAUAAGCGACAUCCUGGGGAGGCCCAUCACCACCGCGGGCCAGCUGCUGUCCGGCUUCCCGCGGAUUAACGGCCUGGCCACCACGGCGGCCGGGAUGUACUUCAGCCCCGCCGUGUCCCGGUACCCGAAGCCGCUGGCCGAGCUGCCCGGCCGGGCGCCCAUCUUCUGGCCCGGGGUGAUGCAGGGGGCCCCGUGGAGGGACCCCCGGGUUCCCUGUCCAACUCAGGCCAGCCUCAUGGUGGACAAAGACGGCAAGAAGAAACACUCCAGGCCGACGUUCUCCGGCCAGCAGAUUUUCGCUCUGGAAAAGACCUUUGAGCAAACCAAAUAUCUGGCCGGACCCGAGCGAGCCCGGCUGGCCUACUCCUUAGGGAUGACCGAGAGUCAAGUGAAGGUUUGGUUCCAGAACAGGAGGACCAAGUGGAGGAAGAGGCACGCCGCCGAGAUGGCCUCGGCCAAGAAGAAGCACGACUCGGAGACGGAGAAGAUGAAGGAGAGCUCGGACAACGAGGACGACGACGAGUACAACAAGCCGCUGGACCCCAACUCGGACGACGAGAAAAUCACGAGACUGUUGAAGAAGCAUAAGGCCACCAGCAACCUGGCGCUGGUCAGCCCCUGCAGCAACAGCUCGGACACCUUGUGAUGGAGCGUCCUGACGGGAGGCGCGUUUCUUUCCUCUUUGUUUUUCGCCCCGGCCAGAGAGAGUGCCAGAGGGGGGGGGGAGGGUGUGUGGGGGGGCUUCGUCCAAGCUGGACCGCACCGAGCUCCAGAACUCCUUGUCCGAGCUGAACUUCGAGAAAAGACUGAGGCCGAGAGUUUCUCAGUGCAGGUGGACAAUAAAACCGAGGACGAGUCUCGCCCUUCUUCUUUUUUUUUUGUUGUUGCGACGUAAAAGUGGGACUCUUAACGGCCGGCGGUAAAUUUAAAACACUAUUAAAUCCGGAUCAGUGCGAUUCACUCAUUUAUUCCACAAUAACCGAAAUGUGCAGGGUACCGCUGUGGUGCUCGUUGUCACUAUUAGAGCAGCACCAGUAAGGCUGUUUCCUGACCCAUACCAAUUUACCCCCCCUUAGGAAUAAGAAAACACACAAAAAAAAA
This is a messenger RNA of Fundulus heteroclitus (mummichog), 1694 nucleotides long. It is a transcript of the gene nkx6-2, whose product is annotated as NK6 homeobox 2. Gene Ontology annotation, biological process: cell differentiation; regulation of transcription by RNA polymerase II. Gene Ontology annotation, cellular component: nucleus. The coding region runs from base 397 to 1239 and encodes 280 amino acids. The record is from RefSeq and is a predicted model, not a curated record. Gene Ontology annotation, molecular function: RNA polymerase II cis-regulatory region sequence-specific DNA binding; DNA-binding transcription factor activity, RNA polymerase II-specific. Lineage: Eukaryota; Metazoa; Chordata; Actinopteri; Cyprinodontiformes; Fundulidae. The transcript has 3 exons.